UCUACACUGAUGCCGGUGAUGCCCGGGAUUGAAUAGAAGCAUCCUCAAACCUCACAUCCAGCCAUGAAGAGCUGCAGCGUGUUGGCGUGGUUCCUGCUAAUGGUGCACAUUCCAGGUUGUGUGGAGGGAGCAAGCAGUUAUCCUCGGUUACGAUUGCGCCACGGGCCCAACAAGGAGCUGAUUCUACAGAGAGAUGUUGAACAAGACGAAGAGGAGGAGGAUGUCCUAUCCGUCCGGAAGCGGUGCGAAUGUCGCUGUCGUAGUAGGGUGCACAACAGCGACUGGGAGUGCUGCCCCUGUCCCUGGACUAACCAGGUUUGUUUCCCCGGUGACGCCACACUUACACUGGAGGAUGGCACUGAUAUCCCAAUGAAGAACCUCAGAGCGGGGCACAAGGUGAAAACAGUUGCCAAUGGCCAGGUGAGCUUCACCGAGGUGAAAACCUUUCUGAAACGUCAGCCAGCAAAGAGCGCCCUCUACCUGACGAUAUCCACGGCAAGUGGGCCAAGCCUGACUCUCUCCGGGCGCCAUCUUGUUUUCGUCGCUACAAGCAACAACACUGACAGCAUGCUACCACGGUUCGCGCUGACCGUGAAGCCAGGGGACUACCUGUUCUCAACGGGGACGUGUGGGCAGCCUCUGUGUCCAACCCUGGUCACUGACAUUCAGCCGGUUGUGAAAGAAGGCGUGUAUGUGCCACUUACAGAUGAAGGAACAGUUCUCGUUGAUGGCGUCUUUGCUUCGUGUUACUCCUCUAUCGACCAUCAUAUUGCGCAUGCGUUCACAGCGCCUUUCCGGUGGUUUCCAUGGCUACUCAAUUCAUGGCAAAAUGACGGCUAUAGCCCACUUGUUGAUUGGCUGAAGCAGUUCGGUCACAUGAUCUUACCAACAAAUCGUCAAUUUGAAGAGGUUGGGAAUCCAGCUCUCCCUCAACUUCGUAUAGAAUUGUAAUUGACAAAAAACAUUUACAUUUUCUUGCAGCAGGUUUUCAUGUACCAGAAAGCGUUUCAGAAACGGGUUUAAUCAAGUUUAUACUACACAACAUUCGAUAGGGAUAUUCAGAGUGUGGGAUGUAAACUGAGUGUGAUUGGAUGCUUGGAGAU
This is a messenger RNA of Haliotis rubra (blacklip abalone), 1103 nucleotides long. Its product is annotated as sonic hedgehog protein-like. NCBI's taxonomy places the organism in Eukaryota, Metazoa, Mollusca, Gastropoda, Lepetellida, Haliotidae. Bases 64 to 951 code for a protein of 295 amino acids. The transcript is spliced from 7 exons. Gene Ontology annotation, molecular function: patched binding; calcium ion binding. The record is from RefSeq and is a predicted model, not a curated record. Gene Ontology annotation, biological process: intein-mediated protein splicing; smoothened signaling pathway; protein autoprocessing.